Molecule: messenger RNA, 1004 nt
Organism: Centruroides sculpturatus (bark scorpion)
Lineage: Eukaryota; Metazoa; Arthropoda; Arachnida; Scorpiones; Buthidae
Gene: MED18
Product: mediator of RNA polymerase II transcription subunit 18-like
Exons: 7
Coding region: 239-868 (209 amino acids)
Biological process (GO): regulation of transcription by RNA polymerase II; termination of RNA polymerase II transcription
Cellular component (GO): mediator complex; core mediator complex
Molecular function (GO): transcription coregulator activity
Source: RefSeq, a predicted model, not a curated record
CUGCCGCCUCUAGUGGCCAUUAUCACAACUAUAAGAACAACAAAAUAAUAUGGCAAGACUAUCACGCUUACCUUUGUUUUAAAUAUUAAUACUUUUUUUUUUAAGAGAGAAUUGAUUUUCAAAAUUCGUUCUUAUGUGACUACAGCUGGAGAAAUCUGAUACAAAUUAAACAUUUACUUUUAAACCAUUGUAUUUACGGUUUUUGAGUUAGCUUGGUGUAUUGUUUGUCGUGAAAAGGAUGGAAUCGAUUGCAUCAGUACGAAGAAAUGUUCCUAUAGCUCAACAGCAAGAAUAUUUAUUGCAAGGAAGCAUUAUGGACACUUCUUGCGAAGUUCUCCUCCAUCGUUUGAGAGGUCUUUGCGAUAAUGCUGAUACUACUCCCGAAACUUUUCACGAUUAUGAAAUUGUUUUUCAAAUUAGAGGACCCACAGGUACACCUCUUGUUCUUCGAACUCGUCAAGCUUUAGAUCACAUAGGAAUGCCUUGGCAUACAAGAUAUGUAGGCCAGCCAGAAGUUGGAGAUAAAUCUAGAGCAACUCUGGUUCGUAGUUGUAUUGAUGUAGGCACCUCAAGUAAUAUUGUACAGUUUUUGAAUGAGUUGGGAUUUAGAGCUGACUACGAAUUUGUACUAAAAGGAUACAUGUUUCGUAAAGGAAGAAUGAAAGUAACUGUAGCUAAAGUUUGCAAGAUUUUACAACAAGGUAACCCAGAAAGUAUUGAGCCAGUAUCACAGUCUUACUUAGUGGAAUUAAGUGUAGUAGCACCUGCUGGACAGGAUGCUCUUGCUGAUGAAAUGAAAGCCUUUGCUGAACAACUGAAACCGCUUGUACAACUGGAAAAGAUAGAUCAUCGAAGACUGCAUAUGUAAAUUUCAUCCUGAAGAAAAACAAACAGGAUUCAGAUAUUUGUAUUUUACAAGAAAAUAUUUUAUUUCUUUUUUAAAUGAUCACUUUUCACAAUUACAUAAAGAUUUCUUUCUCCCAUAUAAAAAUAUGGGUGAAAGG